AUGCAAAAACGUGAAACCCUCACUUCCUUACCUCCAGAGCUUUUCUUCUCCAUCCUAUCCUACCUCGAUAAUUGGCAGGAAAAGAUACAAUUCUGCACCCAAUUUACUCGUGCCAAGGAGAGAAAUUGGAGAGAAACAUUGAGGGGAAUGAUUUAUGAGAAGAAAACUCAUGAAUUGGAUUUUAUUGUUAAUGUUUUGCCUCAAAAAUUGUUUGUACAGAGGAGUCGUUGGAAUGUCAAAAAAGAACAACCAAUGCCUUACUUUGCAAAAUUGGUGGACUUGUUGAAAUUUGUCAAGAGUAAAAGAAGACAUGACAUUAUGUUCACAAAAAAGUAUGGUAAUAGGAAAUAUAGCUUAUUGGGAUCUGUUUUGAUUUCUUUCAAAAAAUACACCAAAAAGGAUAACGUUGAGGAGGUCAAUGAAAUUCUCCUUCCUUUUAUUAAUUACUAUUUAGAGGAGGGAUUUGAAUAUUAUGGAAAUUAUUCAUUCAUAACAAACGAGUCUAAUUUUGUAGCCCUACUAACUAUGGUUGAGUUAGGUUGUUUGGAUACUGUUACUGAUAUUCUUACCAACAAGAUUGGUGAAUUCAAAUUUAAUGAUAGAAAUGCUCAAUCAUUACUUGUCAGAUUUAUGAAAUCCCUAGUUCCUCUCGAGGUUUUGAAGAAAUGCCUUAUUGAAACAAGAAUAAUAACAGCCUCAUUGUUGGUUUCACCUAAAGAACUCUAUCGAAACAGAUACAUUUCUCAUUGCAUAGUUUUUAUUAAUGCAAAGAUGGAUUACACAAACUGGGAAUAUUUCAAAAAUCUCAUUGAUCUCAUUUCAGAUCUAAUUCUAGAGGCAUGCACUAAGGAAGAGUUGGAAAAUAAUAAUCAUAGAACUAACAUGUUACAAUUAUUUGGAAAGAAAACGAAAACAGCAGAUUCUAGUUUCGAGUAUUCUUCAAUUGAUUUUCUUGCUGAAACAAUAACAAAAUCGGAAAAACCAACUUCAAAUAAGAUGAAGUUUUUAUAUCAUGUGGAGAAUAGAGUUCGAGUUUCCAUUGUACCUCGUUAUAAGAAUUUAGCUGAAUAUUAUGCAAAGAGAUGGAUCUAA
This is a messenger RNA of Naegleria gruberi, 1092 nucleotides long. RefSeq lists its product as uncharacterized. The transcript has a single exon. The coding region runs from base 1 to 1092 and encodes 363 amino acids. NCBI's taxonomy places the organism in Eukaryota, Heterolobosea, Eutetramitea, Acrasida, Naegleriidae. The record is from RefSeq and is a predicted model, not a curated record.